AUUUAUCAGACGACGAAAUACACAAGCGGAUUAAAAAGUCGUUGAAUAAAGAUCAAAAUAGUUGGAUCGAAGGAAUUCUCCAGAAAAAAACCUGGAAACCAACCUCCGAAUAUAUUCAAUAUAUUAAUCAAUUUACUGAAGAAGCAUGUACCCGAAGUGAGAUCCCAACGAUUGUUCGCAAAUCUUGUAUUUCCGGAAGAUUCGAUCCUUAUUAUCACGAAGCACAUGAAAUCGCACAGCAAAUAUUAACGCAUUGGAUUGAAUCACAAACUUCGGAUACAAAAUGUCGUAGAUUCGAUGGAUUAUACAAAGUGAUCAGGGGAACUGAUAAAAGUCAAGCCAUAAUAAUCAUAGAAUUUUCGCGUGGACGAAGGACACCUUUGUCAAAAAAAAGUGGUGAUCAACUAAAACUGUGCCGAAAUUCAAUGAGAAUUCUCAAUAAACUAUUACAAACCGUACCAAAGAAUCUUGCACGAGUGUAUUUAGUACAAUCUUUCAAUGGAUUUAUCGAAAUAAAGUAUUUGGUUAGACCAUUACCAUCAAUAUACAUACUCCAACGCUUUAUGAAUACAAAAAUACCUUCUACUUUUCGUGACUUUAGACAGUUUUCAAAAGACUUAAUAGAACUAAUGAAUUGGCAGGCUGAUGUUCUGUCAACAGUUGGAGCAGUAAAUGAUGCAACCACAACCGGUGGACAUACCAAUAAUCUUCAUAUUACUUUUGUAAAUGAUACUCCAGAAAAGAAACAAAAAGAUAAAAAUCAACUUCCAAUAUCACAUUCCGUGUCCUCAUGUCCUGGUUCCCCUCUCCCACCAAAUCAUGAUUUAAUGCACCACUUAGAUUCACCAAAUCAUGAAAAAAUCAAUUUAAAUAGUUUAAAAAAUCGAUAA
This is a messenger RNA of Diversispora eburnea, 890 nucleotides long. Lineage: Eukaryota; Fungi; Glomeromycota; Glomeromycetes; Diversisporales; Diversisporaceae. The record is from the annotation of a GenBank genome assembly.